AUGGACACGCCGCCUGGGAGAGCGGAUGUGAGAAAAAAAACGGUGGAAUCCAAUGCAGACCGUUUCUCCUACCCGCUCGUGGUUGGCAGCACCGUCAUCGCCAUUACUGCCGCGCUCUUCGCUCUGUGCCUGGGGUUCUACGUCACCUGCGUCUGCUGGAUGGAUGUCAACGGAGGCAUCCUGUUUACUGGGCGCGGGUGUACCUUGCACCAGAGAGUUGUCGGGCCUAUUGCAAUCAUCUUCGGUACCUUUGGAGUUAGCGCAACCCUGUUCAUACUUUGUCAAGGAUUUGUCACUCCUCGUCUUCUAGCAGUUACGCUCGCCUCUCUGGGGGGUGGUGGCCCGGCUGCCGCGUGGAACUGGGUAGACGUGGCGCAUCGCUGA
Messenger RNA from Besnoitia besnoiti, 384 nucleotides. RefSeq lists its product as uncharacterized. The transcript has 3 exons. The record is from RefSeq and is a predicted model, not a curated record. Lineage: Eukaryota; Apicomplexa; Conoidasida; Eucoccidiorida; Sarcocystidae. The coding region runs from base 1 to 384 and encodes 127 amino acids.